CUAGUGCAAAAUGUGAUAACACCGCGAGACAGAGGUCAGAAUUUCUCUCUCACAACCAUCUUGGAUAUAGAAUCCUGACUCGACACAAGCAUGCCUGGCGAAGCCACAGAGACGGUCCCAGUCACUGAGCAGGAGAUGCAACAGCCGCAAGUUGAGACUGGGUCUGGCACUGAAUCGGACAGUGAUGAGUCUGUACCAGAUCUGGAGGAACACGACUCUGCACAGACACAGCAAGCGCAGCUUGCAGCUGCUGCAGAAAUAGAUGAAGAACCCGUUAGCAAAGCCAAACAGAGCCGUAGUGAAAAGAAGGCACGAAAGGCAAUGUCUAAGCUGGGUCUCAGGCAGGUGACGGGGGUCACCAGGGUUACCAUUCGCAAGUCUAAAAAUAUCCUUUUCGUUAUCACCAAACCAGACGUCUACAAGAGCCCUGCAUCAGACACUUACAUUGUCUUUGGUGAGGCUAAGAUCGAGGAUCUUUCACAACAAGCCCAGCUUGCCGCGGCAGAGAAGUUCAAGGUACAGGGAGAAGCCGUGUCGAACGUCCAGGAAAACACACAGACUCCCACUGUACAAGAGGAGAGCGAAGAGGAAGAGGUUGACGAGACCGGGGUUGAGGUGAAGGACAUUGAACUCGUGAUGUCACAAGCCAACGUGUCGCGAGCGAAGGCUGUACGCGCCCUUAAAAACAACAACAAUGAUAUUGUCAAUGCUAUUAUGGAAUUGACGAUGUAGGCUGCUGGUCGAAGGGGGUUCUGAAAGUUUGCUGGUUUAAUCUACUAUUGUUUGUACAAUUUAUACCCGAGAUGGAAAUAAAGUUGUGGCUUGGUGAAUUGAACUAGGUUUCCCUCUGUAUUAGUUUUGUGAAAUUAUGAAUCGUACAUCUCCAGGACUAGGAUUGAAGAACACUUGACUCAAAGGGAUUUGUCUGAACAGUGGUAUGGAAUACAGUUUAGUCCUCAGAGGUGUAAACUCUGCUCUGUUUUACUGAACUUUCAGAAGUCCCUCUGCUGAAAUGGUAUUGUAGGGCUGGAUAUUUUUCAUUGCUGUGGUUAAAUAUUUUUUGUAAACAAUGUACCACAGAUUUAAGACAAAAGUAUUGUAUUUUAAUUAGCUGGUGCUGGGAAUCUUGAGCCGUUUUGCUACUAUGACUAAUCUAAAGACUUCCAGUGUAAACCGCACCUCUGAGUAACUGAUGAAACAAGGAAACUGGAAGGCACUUGUUCGCUGAAAGAUACAGAUCGUAAUGCCAAAUUUAUGGGGGGUGGAACAAGCAUUAGUAUGACUGCAUUUGAUAUCCUAGAAAUACCUGACUGAUACCUGUGAUAAUACACCAGACAUAACCCAGAGUGCUUCAAACGUAUGUUAACCACUGAUGGUCUUUUUCCCCAUUCUCCUAAUGAUAAAGGCAAGGAAUGGUGGAGUAAUCUUAGAUCGGUGGUCAGGCCAGGUCAACCACGGAAUUGGGUCAAGCAUGCUCCUAUCUUGGGUUUCUACUAAAGGGGAGUAGUCUCCUGAACUUUAAUCCCUGUGUCCAAACCAGUUCAUGAGCAACUGGUGAAUGCUUGAGAUGCAUCCAGCUGCAACCCUGCAGCAGCCUGUGAUUAGCCUGUCAAUAAAAAACAAUACUA
Messenger RNA from Salvelinus namaycush (lake trout), 1628 nucleotides. Its product is annotated as nascent polypeptide-associated complex subunit alpha-like. The transcript is spliced from 8 exons. The coding region runs from base 91 to 732 and encodes 213 amino acids. NCBI's taxonomy places the organism in Eukaryota, Metazoa, Chordata, Actinopteri, Salmoniformes, Salmonidae. Gene Ontology annotation, cellular component: cytoplasm; nascent polypeptide-associated complex. Gene Ontology annotation, biological process: protein targeting to membrane. The record is from RefSeq and is a predicted model, not a curated record.